AUGGCUGAGCAGCAGACUCCUACCUUCAAGCUUGUGCUUGUCGGUGACGGUGGUACCGGCAAGACCACCUUUGUCAAGCGUCACUUGACUGGUGAAUUCGAGAAGAAGUACCUUGCUACCCUCGGUGUCGAAGUCCACCCUCUCGGCUUCUCUACCAACUUUGGUCAGAUUCAGUUUGAUGUCUGGGAUACCGCCGGUCAGGAGAAGUUCGGUGGUCUCCGUGACGGUUACUACAUCAAUGGCCAGUGCGGUAUCAUCAUGUUCGAUGUUACCUCGCGCAUUACCUACAAGAACGUUCCCAACUGGCACCGUGAUCUCGUCCGUGUCUGCGAGAACAUUCCCAUUGUUCUCUGCGGUAACAAGGUCGACGUUAAGGAGCGCAAGGUCAAGGCCAAGACCAUCACUUUCCACCGCAAGAAGAACCUUCAGUACUACGACAUCUCCGCCAAGUCCAACUACAACUUCGAGAAGCCCUUCCUGUGGCUCGCCCGCAAGCUCGUUGGCAACCCCCAGCUUGAGUUCGUCGCUGCCCCUGCCCUGGCUCCUCCCACCGCCCAGGUCGACAAGGACCUUCUUGCCAAGUACGAGGAGGAGAUGAACCAGGCCGCCACCACUGCCCUGCCCGAUGAGGGCUCCGAUGACGAUCUGUAA
This is a messenger RNA of Akanthomyces muscarius, 651 nucleotides long. RefSeq lists its product as uncharacterized. Bases 1 to 651 code for a protein of 216 amino acids. The transcript is spliced from 5 exons. Gene Ontology annotation, biological process: ribosomal subunit export from nucleus; protein import into nucleus. Gene Ontology annotation, molecular function: GTP binding; GTPase activity. NCBI's taxonomy places the organism in Eukaryota, Fungi, Ascomycota, Sordariomycetes, Hypocreales, Cordycipitaceae. The record is from RefSeq and is a predicted model, not a curated record. Gene Ontology annotation, cellular component: cytoplasm; nucleus.